UUUCGAUCUUCCUCCUCUCCACUCUCUUCUUCUUCUCUUCCUUUCCCUCCUUUCUCCUUUACUCUCUCUACCCCCCCAAUGGCUUAUACACCCCCUUCGCCGUCCUCGCAACCCGAGGACGACCGUCAGCGGCCUCCUCGCUAUCCCGGCGAAGAUACCGCGCCGACCAGCCGGCGCGAGAUUCUCGGAUGGUACGCUUAUGGGAUUGCGGCCGAAGUAUUUGCGGUCUGUGGCGUUGGAUCGUUCCUCCCCAUCACCUUGGAGCAAUUGGCCCGGGAGAGCGGCACUUUGCAGUCGAGCCUUCUGCCCUGUGUCGGCCCGGGCUCGCCCUCGGACGGAAAGGGAAGCGCCCCGGCCAUGCUGCGACGGGAUGGCACGAGCGAUGAGCAGUGUGUGGUAGGGUUUCUGGGCCUGCGGAUCAAUACGGCCAGCUUCGCCAUGUACACGUUCUCCCUCGCGGUCCUGGUCCAGGCCCUGACCUUGAUCUCGUUCAGCGCACUAGCGGACUACGGUAUGCUAUAUCACCGCCUGGAAUGCUGUAACCGGAAAAUGCUCCUGGUCACCUUCGGGGUGGUCGGGUCCAUCUCGAGUAUGCUGUUCGUCUUCAUGGCACCCCCGGUGUUUGCGCUCGCCGCGAUUCUAGUUGUUGUGGGUGUGACUUGCUUGGGGUCAUCUUUCGUGGUGCUCAACUCGUACCUUCCUGUACUAGUCGCGCAUGAUUCGUCCGUUCAGAGCGUGUCGAAGGAGCAGGACUCGGAGGAACUACACGACCUCGACCCCGAUGGGGGCGAUCGGACUUCCUUCGAUGAUGGCGCUGCCGAGUCCGCCCCACUUCCAGCAGCCGGAUUAGGGCUGGGCUCCCCACCCCCUGGGCGAAUGACGCCGGAGAUGCAGCUAUCGACCAAGAUCUCGUCCAAAGGAGUGGGACUAGGCUAUUGCGCCGCCGUGUUGGUUCAAAUCCUAGGCAUCGCAUUGCUUGUGACACUGUCAAAGACGUCCGUCUCGAAAUAUUCGGGCACCCUUCCGAUGCGACUCGUUUUGCUCUUGGUGGGAAUUUGGUGGUUCUCGUUCACGAUGGUGAGCCGUCGCUGGCUGCGCACGCGACCGGGCCCGCCCCUGGACACGUCGCGUGGAGGAAGCCGGUGGCGCGUCUGGUUGCGACUGAUGGGAUUUGCCUGGCGGUCGCUGUGGAAAACCGUCAAGGUAGCCGUGCAGCUGCGCGAGGUGCUAAUGUUUCUGGUGGCGUGGUUCAUGCUCUCGGACGCCUUAGCAACCGUUUCCGGCACGGCGAUCCUGUUCGCGCGGACGGAGCUAAAAUUGAGCACGACCCUGGUGGGGCUUUUAUCCAUUACCGCCACGCUAUCCGGCAUGGCGGGGGCGUUCUUGUGGCCCGUGGUGUCCCGUCGCUUCGGUCUCAAAUCCAACCAGACUAUCAUGCUCUGCAUCGCGUUGUUCGAGGUCAUACCGCUAUACGGAAUGCUGGCUUAUAUUCCUCUUUUCAAGCGGUGGGGCGUGAUCGGGCUGCAGCAGCCGUGGGAAAUUUAUCCCCUCGCGAUCGUGCAUGGGAUCGUAGGCGGCGGGCUGUCGUCGUACUGCCGGUCGUACUUUGGCUUGUUGAUUCCACCGGGCAGCGAGGCGGCGUUUUAUGCCCUGUACGCCGCCACAGACAAAGGGAGUUCCUUCCUUGGCCCCGCGAUCGUCGGGAUGCUCGUCGAUGCGACGGGUCAAGUGCGAUCGGGGUUUUUCGUCAUCGCCAUCCUGAUCGUCAUGCCCAUUCCUUUGAUUUGGAUGGGCAACGCCGACAAGGGACGGCGGGAGGCUCUCGAGAUGGCCGAGCGAUUGAAAGGAUCGCAGGCCGGGAAAGCCUCCGAAAAUGGAGACGCCACCGAAGAAGCGGAGGGCUUGCUGGCGCGCUCUUAGUGCCCUUCAUAUAGAUUCAUAUACAUGUAUAUAUCAACGAUAUUUCCUUGUGUACUGGUCGUCGGUGGAAUGAACGUCUGACCGCGACCUACGAGACCCAUGAGAUAGAAAC
This is a messenger RNA of Aspergillus campestris IBT 28561, 2032 nucleotides long. RefSeq names its product MFS transporter. Gene Ontology annotation, biological process: amino acid transmembrane export from vacuole. Gene Ontology annotation, molecular function: transmembrane transporter activity. The transcript has 3 exons. The record is from RefSeq and is a predicted model, not a curated record. NCBI's taxonomy places the organism in Eukaryota, Fungi, Ascomycota, Eurotiomycetes, Eurotiales, Aspergillaceae. Bases 79 to 1920 code for a protein of 613 amino acids.